AUGGAAACCGACUCCUAUCAGGAAUCUAUUCGCUGUGGUGCAUCUCGGUCACUUGCCAUCUUCAUCCGGAUUAUAUCAACCUUUGACAUCACAGGAAUCUUUGAUCCAGAUUUCACGCUGCCUGGGUCAUUUUCGUCUCGUGAAACGAGCCUUUAUCACUCACAGGAAAGUCGAACGUCCACCUGGGGUCUCCCCAGCUCCGUCACUUUGAUGGACUUUAGCGGUGCCACGGGCGUGUCCGUCUCACCUCGGAGCUCUGCUUGUGGCGAUGAGGCUCCUCCAGUCGCCUAUCAAACAUAUGACCUGAAUUGCGAGAGUCCCCAAUUCGCAAUGCCACAGCCCACCGAAACCUCGAUGGAGUCUGGCGAGCCCUGGAUUCUUCCGUGCGAGCCAUCACCUUCCCCAGAGCCUGACGAUUGCUUGUGGGUCAGCAACGAGAUCAUAACGAGGCUAAGGGAUGGAAUAUCUCAGCAGAGCUUAUCGCAGUCUCCAUACCCACGCGAAUGGAGUUCUUGGCUCCAAAAUGAUUGCUUUGCUUUGUUUGGGCCGAACAGCCUAAGGAAAUUCACGGAAGAAUACUGGAGCACAUGGCAUAUCCACUGGCCGGUCAUACAUAGAACAAAAUUUCGCAUACCGACUGCCUCGGCUGCUCUCGUCGCUGCCAUGGUACUGCUUGGUGCCAGUUAUUCUUCAGAUGCCACUACGAGGGGACGUGCCCGUUAUUGGGCCGACUCUGUCGAAGCCAUGGUGUUCGCAGACGAAUACUUUGGCAGUGCCACUGUUUUCUCCGCCUUAAAUGCGGCGUGCAUGGAAAGGCGCCUGCGAGCACUGCAAGCUGGACACGCUAUGUGCAUAUAUCAGACAUUUGAGGGAAACACCAUGGCAAGGCGAAGAGCAAGACGUUCCCGAUUCAAUGAAGUUGUUGCUAAUGGUCGACACGAAAAUCUCGAACAUGUCACAAUAGACAUGUUCAGGUGGGAGGAGUUUAUCUUGAAGGAAGAGCUCAUUCGAACUCUUGUGUAUAUGAUUGUUCUUGACAGCAGCUUUGUUAUCCUCUACAAUACAAUUCCUAGGGUCAUGGUCUCGGAAAUGCAGACGGCCGUCGCCUGCCCUGAAGCCUGUUUUCAGGCCACCACCGAGUCCGAAUGUCUCCAGCAUCUUCGUGCCUGGAUGUCACACCCAUUGUGGAAAGGACGGCGCAUGUCCAUUGCCGGCGCAUUCGAAAUUCUGAGCGGAACAGACCUGGACUUCCAAACACAGCAAAUGUUCGCACAAUUCGGCGAUUUAAAUCUAUAUAUUCUCACAUGUGCAUUCCACUCGACGGUCUUCUACAUCAGAAAUUUUAUUCUGCCAUUCGAUCACACAGUAUCUAUAGCAAACUUCUCCCGGAAUUGGAGGAGGAUAUGGACGCUACGCAAAUUAUUGAGAUUUAGAGAAGCUUUUGGAACCCCUGCUCAAGCCAUGGAAAAUGAGGCUGUGCGAAUGGAAAGAUGGAGACAGACCGGCUUCAUGAAAGAGGCCUUGCAAUUCUGGCUACUCGGACAGAUCAUGUUGGAAAGCAAGAAACCCAGCAAAGUGGACAAAAAUUCGGAAUUCAGCAACAACAAUGCUCCCAUUCAAUUCGACCAGCCAUGUAUGAAUGACCUCAAACAAUAUCUCAGGGGAUUUGACAGAACCUCGACCUGUAAAUGA
Messenger RNA from Exophiala xenobiotica, 1692 nucleotides. RefSeq lists its product as uncharacterized. The transcript has 4 exons. Gene Ontology annotation, biological process: regulation of transcription by RNA polymerase II; DNA-templated transcription. The record is from RefSeq and is a predicted model, not a curated record. The coding region runs from base 1 to 1692 and encodes 563 amino acids. Gene Ontology annotation, cellular component: chromatin. Gene Ontology annotation, molecular function: DNA-binding transcription factor activity, RNA polymerase II-specific; RNA polymerase II cis-regulatory region sequence-specific DNA binding; zinc ion binding. Lineage: Eukaryota; Fungi; Ascomycota; Eurotiomycetes; Chaetothyriales; Herpotrichiellaceae.